UGUUCCUGGCAUGAUGAAACCAGCAACCUUCCUCGGGUUAUUUCUCGUGUUACUUUCCUCUGCAAACGUUGGUGCAUACCCAACUGGAUGGCCUGUUACUUCAGGCGGUGGUGGUGGUGGUGGUUGGGGAAGCCAAGUCGUUAAUGGAAGUUGGUCGCCUUGGGGUCGAUGGAGUCAAUGCAGCAAACUCUGUGAUAGUGGCACCCAAGACCGCACAAGAAGUUGCACAAAUCCACCUCCCAGAGGUGGUGGUAGUUGUUUUGGGCAAUCUCGAGAAACGAAAUCCUGCAACACAUACAAAUGCUCGGAGGUCUGCGUGAAACUGAAACCAUGUGAUCACAUUUGCACCAACUUGAACAAUGGGCACUACAUCUGCAGCUGCAAUCCUUGUUAUACCCCAUCAGGAAAUAGAUGUAAUUUGGAGCAGUGUAAAAUAAACAACAAAUGUUAUCCUUUUAAGUACAUCAAUCCAGGCAAUCCCUGUCAGAAAUGUGAUAGCUCCAGAAAUACAUCAUGGACAAACGAUAAUGCCUUGUCAUGCGAUGAUGGCAAUGCAUGUACCAAAAAUGAUCGCUGCUCUGCUGGAAAAUGCAUUGGUACACCACUCAACUGCUUGUCGCCUUGUGAAGAGUGUUACAAUGAUGCCUGCCGAAUGAAAUCAGGAUACUGCUUAAUCUUUGAAAAAGGGACGAAAACAUGUGUUAGUGAUGGAAAUUCAAGGUCGGGGCGUCCAUGUCAGAAAUGUGACACCAGUAAAAGCGUAAGCACUUGGUCUGACAAUGACGGGGCAGCUUGCGAUGAUGGUAACAUAUGUACUCGAAGUGACAAGUGUAGCAAUGGCCAAUGUAAGGGUACACCUCUCACCUGUAACUCCAUAUGUCAGACCUGUAAUGGGAACAGUUGUGGUCUUAAAACUGGGUAUGGAUUUUCCAACGGCAAAUGCAAAUGUAAAAUCAACGGCCGCGACUAUGACCAUCACAUCCUUAAUCCAUCAAACCCGUGCCAGUGGUGUGAUCUGUUAGAUGUGACAGCCCGUGCUAGCAGCACAUGGUCUAAUCGCAACGGCGCUUAUUGUGACGACAAAGACAAGUGUACCAAAAGGGACGUGUGUAACGCAGGAAGUUGCAAAGGUCAGAGUUACAGCUGCCAAUCGUCUUACCCAUCCUCAAGCUGCAUUAGAACAUCUGAAUGUGUUGGAGAUGGUAGUUGUAGAGAUAUCAUGAGGACAAAAGGGACAGUAUGUCGAUCUGCUAAUGACAUGUGUGAUCAAACAGAAACGUGUGACGGCAGGCUUGGGAUUUGUCCUGCCUUUGUAGUUGAUUCAGUUACCGUUACGACUGGCACUGUGAAAAUCGUUGACCAGAAUUUCCACAACACAAUUUUCUACCAGCAUGUCACCGAUAAACUUUUCGUUACUAUCUCUGGUUUCAAUGUAUCGUGUGGAAAAAUGAAUCUGAGAUGGUUUCUUCUGCCAGGAGCGUCCAGUUGCUCCGGUUCUUCACUCGCAAACGGUAUCAUACAAAGCACCAACAACUUGCAAACUUUAUCAGGGUUGACCUUGCAAGAUGGUAAAAGCUACAAAAUUUCCAUUGCUGCAUCUGACUUGAGGGACAAAAUACAACAUCGUGAAUGCAGUUCGGCUGUAAUCGUCGACACUUCAAAACCCACACAUGGAUGGGUUCACGAUGGGGAAGCGGAUGACUUGGAUUAUCAAUCUUCUAAGCUUUUCCAAGUUAACUGGGGAGGAUUUCAAACCAGAAAUGGUAUUGACAACUACGAUUGGAAGGUUCUUCUUACCUCAUAUGGGAGUUCUCCGAACACAGAGUUAACCACUUUCUUUAGCGCGCACCUGAGUACUCAUAUGGACAUCAGAAUUAGCAAUAUUACAGAUGGCUCAAAAGUCCAAUUUGUCGUCCGUGCCUACACGAAAGCAGGACUUUAUGGAGAAGUUAAGAGCAAUGGAAUAAUUUUUGACAACACACCACCUGUAGCAGGAAAAGUCUUCGCUGGAGCUGAUAAUAAUGUCAAAUACGCCACCUGGAGAAAGAAGUUUUACACAAAUUGGAAUCCAUUCAAUGAUCCUCACACGACUAUGUGGCGAUACACAUGCGCAAUUAAAAAGCAAGGUAACCAGCUUAGCACUGCUUAUAGGGACAACGCUCUCAAUCGAAGUGCCACAUUUAGUGAAUUAGCCCUAAUCUCCGGAGAAAAAUACUGUGCAGUCGUGAGAGGCUACAACAACGCUGGUCUUUACACUGAAGCCACUUCUGAUUGGGUGUUGAUAGACUACGACGCUCCCCUGGCCG
Molecule: messenger RNA, 2306 nt
Organism: Stylophora pistillata
Lineage: Eukaryota; Metazoa; Cnidaria; Anthozoa; Scleractinia; Pocilloporidae
Molecular function (GO): protein binding
Source: RefSeq, a predicted model, not a curated record